AUGGGUGGGAUUGGCAAAACUACUCUCGUCAAGGAUGUUUUUAUUAAGCUUAGUGAUCAGUUUGAUUGUCGUGGCUUCCUUGCUGAUGUUCGAGAAUCAAGCUGGCAGCAUAAGGGUAUUGAACAUUUGCAGAAACAGUUGUUGGGCAGUCUUGGUCUCGGAUCAGGGGAAAUCACGGAUGUGGAUGAUGGGAUCAUGAGGAUGAGAGAAACUCCACCACGGAAGAAAGUUUUAAUUGUUCUUGAUGAUGUAGAUCACAGGAAGCAGAUCCAGAAUCUAGCAGGGGAUGCUAUGGAGGAAAUGAAAACUGAAGAAGCUCUUCGACUUUUCAGCAGGCAUGCCUUUUAUAAGGACUCCCCUCCUUAUGACUACCUCAGUCUCUCAGAGGAGGCUGUUGCAAGCACGCAGCAACUUCCUUUGGCUUUGGAAGUCAUAGGUUCGCUUCUUUGGGAGAAGAGCCGUAAAGAUUGGAUUGACAUAAUCAAAAGGUUGAAGAAACUGCGGGACCUUGGAAGGAAGGUCAUCACUGAUGAGAAUUUCCAGGACGUUAUGAGUGCAGCAGACUGUGGAUGCCCGAGGAUGCUUCAGAAGUGCUCCAGCAAGAUGAGGACAAAGAAAAAAUCGAGAUCCUGUGUAUUUGCUCAGGCUAUCGCGGCAACUGCUGAUCGCUUCUGGCUGCCUUACCCUUGCACCCGAAUUCCAAGUCCGGUGGUAUUCGCUACGAUGUUUCAGAAGAUGGACAUGAACCUGCGGACGGAUACACCUUCACGCAGAAAGAACUUUCAAACGGGGAACAAAUUGAAAGCUCUCGACCUUACAGGAUGCAAGAACUUGAGAAAAACACCCAAGUUCUCUAGGUACCGCGGUCUAGAGAGGUUGAUUCUUGCAAAAUGCACGAACUUGGUUGAAAUAGAUCCAUCAAUCGAAACCAGCAAGAUACCGAAGUCCAUUGGUAUGCUUGUGAGACUUCGGUGCCUAUCAUUGAUCGGCUGUUCUGGAAGGAAGAGACUUCCAGAAUCACUUGCUGAUAUGAAAUCAUUGAUCAAGUUCGAUCUUUUAUCGUUAGACAUUGUCGAAUUACCCCGAACAAUUGGAGGACUAGCGAAACUUGCGUACCCGUCUUUAGAGGGCUGUCGAGAGCUGAAGAAGCUUCCAUAA
Molecule: messenger RNA, 1158 nt
Organism: Punica granatum (pomegranate)
Lineage: Eukaryota; Viridiplantae; Streptophyta; Magnoliopsida; Myrtales; Lythraceae
Source: RefSeq, a predicted model, not a curated record